GACUGUUCUGUCGCUACUAAUAUACUAAUCUGAGUACAUAGAGGAAGCGACGUUAGCUGUAUUUUAUUUUAUUGCUCUGAACAAAAUUGCAGGUGAGCUCGAGAUCUAUUGUAGGAAGUAAUUCUGUGUUUCUUUACUUUCAUUGCGCCACACCGCUUUCUCCAUCACCAGACCCUUGCGCGUUUAUUCUUCCCCACAUCACCUGGGCAAGUUCUGAUUCUCUGUUUGCGGCCAAGCCAUCAUUAUGCCAUUAUCAACGAUUCAGCGACCCACGCGCCCGGCUAAGACAAGAUCAAUUGCAUGCCGACGUUGCCACGGUCGUAAAAUUCGUUGCUCGGGCACUCAGCCAUGCGACAAUUGCCACAACACGUCAGACUGUGUUUACCCCACGCGAGACCAUCAAGUUAAAGUCAACCAAAGCUAUCUAGACCGUCUCAUUCGGGAGAAUGAACAGCUUCGCCGCUUCCACUCGCCAGGUAGGGAUAGAUCGGGAUUGUCUGAAGAUUCAGAGACCCGAGCUCUAUCACAAGAUGAUACAGCUGGUGCUGCAGAGACCACCUUAAACCCCGUCCUGCGGGAUAGUCACUGGUUUGAACGCAUAGAGACAUCAGAGACGCCUAUCUGGAUCGGCGAAAUAUCCGACGCCGCCUUUGCUACGCGAGUUCGUCAGCUUAUUACUGCACCUCAACCCUCGAAUCACAUUCCUCGCACGCAUUUUGUUCCAAACGAGACUAUCUGGUUAUUAUCCCCACCGGUGCCGUCUCCAAUAUGGCCUUCAUCUAUACGAGCACAAUUCCUUGUAAAAGCAGCCUUGCGAGCACUUCGACGAAGCUUCCAUGUUGUCCGGCGCAGCGAAAUUUUUGCUGAGCUCGCAAAGUCUACAGACGCUAACUCUCGUAGUCAGAUUCCGUUAGCCAUAGUUUUCAAGUUUUGGGCAUUGUUCGCUCUUGGAGAGCUGUACACGUCAAGAUGCACUCGUGCAGAAGAAACAUUUCCCGGGUUAUCUGCCUUUGCGUAUGCUAGUCAAUCUCUUCGUGUUGUUAGCGAAAGACCACAUCUCGAUGUUGUCGAAACCAUAUUACUACUUGCAUUAUACUCCCUUGAGGUUAAUCGUCGCCAUUCAACCUAUGUAUUGAUUGGUACUGCCAUACGGUUACAGAAUGUCAUGGGUCUUCAUCUCAAUAUUGAUCGCAAUCACAUAUCAGACCCUGAGAUCCGGGAGCAUCGCAACCGUCUCUGGUGGACAACUUAUGUUCUAGACCGAAUGAUUUCCUCCAAGACCGGGCUUCCAGUUUCAAUCUCUGACCAGGAUAUCACCGUUGACCUGCCAUCUGAUGCAUGUCAGGAAAAGUCCGAGGAUUUUAUGGAACAUAGUGUUCUUGUCAUAAAUGUGAAUUUAGCGAAAAUAGCAGGCAGCAUCAAUCAGUUGGUAUACACCAGAAAAUCCCCCAAAGAGCCAUUCUUGGAAAGGGUGCAAGCCGUGAACGAAGAGCUACAGCAGUUGUCGAAUACUAUAACGCAUCAAAAGCAGGUUUGUACAGACCAAAAAAGUAUUGACACCGAGUGUUGGGUCAAUUUGCAACUCACAUCUAACCAGUUACGUAUUGUAGCUAGUAGACCUGUUCUACUUUACAUUUUCUGCCAUCACAUUGCAACACACAAAAAGCUUAACAUACAAACGCAAAUUCCUGAUUUGGCGCAGACUUUGGCCGAGUCUUGUGUCCACUAUGCUCGGGAGUCGUGUGAUUUGUUGUUAGAAUGCUGGAGUGAUGGAAUCUUUGAUACCUUUAAUUACUCAUUUACACAGUACCUCUUCUCGUCCGCGGUUGUUCUGGCGAUAUCAAGUUCAAUAGAGUCAAGUAACUCCCAGAGUGAUCUAGAAAGAUUUCAAUUUGCUACUAGCCUUCUCGAACGGCUUGACCAAAACGGCAAUUUUGCAGCGAAAGAGUUCUGCUGUCACAUCCGAAGUACAACAUCCGUUCUUCAAGCUCUAAUUCACCAGAGAGAAACGGAGACAAGUCGAACGAUUUCAGAGACAUCGCUAGACUUGACUCGAGCGAGCAACGAGACUUCGCAGACAUUUGACGAUCAACUAGGCCCUGAAGCAACUCUACAAUAUAUAAGUGGCGAUCAGGCUCUCAGCUUAUCAUUCUUGGACGCAUUUUUGACCCAAGAGGAGUUGCAGCAAAUAUUUCCUGUUACCUUAUAGGUGGAAGCAAAUCAUUUCGAGAGGGUUUUUAUCUUGAAAAAACGAUUAUAUGUUAUAUUUUCAAUGUUGAUGUAAUGAUUUACUAGAUUCGAUAAUAAAAAAGUAAUACUUUUCCCUUGGUUUUUGUUCUCAUUUAUUAACACUAUUAUUUGAAACCAUCUUAAACAAGAGUUA
This is a messenger RNA of Botrytis deweyae, 2383 nucleotides long. RefSeq lists its product as uncharacterized. Gene Ontology annotation, molecular function: zinc ion binding; DNA-binding transcription factor activity, RNA polymerase II-specific; sequence-specific DNA binding. Gene Ontology annotation, biological process: DNA-templated transcription; positive regulation of transcription by RNA polymerase II. Lineage: Eukaryota; Fungi; Ascomycota; Leotiomycetes; Helotiales; Sclerotiniaceae. The record is from RefSeq and is a predicted model, not a curated record. Gene Ontology annotation, cellular component: nucleus. The transcript has 5 exons. Bases 245 to 2209 code for a protein of 654 amino acids.